GGGCAGACGGCAGCCUGAGCCCGGGGCCCCUGUCCUGUCCGGAAGGCCGGCAGUCAGAGCCCAAGGGCUGUCUUUCAGGUGAACCUCAGCUGAGUGAGCCUGGGCCCCGCACCCACCCAGCAUGGUCCAGGCCUGUGAGGGGCGCCCCAGUGCACCUGCCGACCUGGUCCUCGGGGGCAGCAUGACCCAGCCUGCCCCUGCCAAAGCGCCAGCCAAGAAGCACGUGCGGCUGCAGGAGAGGCGGGGCUCCAGUGUGGCUCUGGUGCUGGACGUGGGGUCCCUGGGGACUGUGGAGCCCAUCUGCUCAGUGAGCACACCCCGGGAGGUCACCCUGCACUUCCUGCGCACAGCGGGUCACCCCCUCACCCGCUGGGUCCUGCAGCACCAGCCACCCAGCCCCCAGCAGCUGGAAGAGGAGUUCUUGAAGAUCCCCCCAAACUUUGUCAACCCCGAAGACCUGGAUAUCCCGGGCCAUGCCUCCAAGGACCGAUACAAGACCAUCUUGCCAAAUCCCCAGAGCCGAGUCUGUCUUGGCCGGGCACAGAGCCAAGAAGACGGAGACUACAUCAAUGCCAAUUACAUCCGAGGCUACAACGGGCAGGAGAAGGCCUACAUCGCCACCCAGGGCCCCAUGCGCAACACGGUGUCGGACUUCUGGGAGAUGGUGUGGCAGGAGAAAGUGCCGCUCAUUGUCAUGCUCACUCAGCUCCGGGAGACCAAGGAGAAAUGUGUCCUAUACUGGCCCACAGAUGAGGACACCUACGGGCCCUUCCGGAUCCGCAUCCAGGAGGAGAGAGAGCUCCCAGAAUACACUGUGCGGCAGCUCACCAUCCAGCACCAGGAGGAGUGCCGGUCAGUGAAGCAUGUCCUCUUCUCGGCCUGGCCUGACCACCAGACCCCGGAAUCGGCCGGGCCGCUGCUGCGCCUGGUGGCCGAGGUGGAGGAGAACCCGGGGACACCUGCCGGCACCGGGCCCAUUGUGGUGCACUGCAGUGCAGGGAUCGGCCGGACCGGCUGCUUCAUCGCCACCAGGAUAGGCUGUCAACAGCUGAAGGCCCGAGGGGAAGUGGACAUUCUGGGCAUCGUGUGCCAGCUACGGCUGGACAGGGGGGGCAUGAUCCAGACCGCGGAGCAGUACCAGUUUCUGCACGAUACCUUGGCUCUGUAUGCUGCCCAGCUGCCGGGAGAGCCCAGUCCCUGACCCCUGGCGCCCUACACCAGUCCAGGUGCCUCCUUCCUCCAAGCCUGGAAACGUGGGGCUGGGAAAAGUGGGCCUUUCGACCUGGCGGCCCCCGGGGUGGGCGUGGGAGAGGGCUGCCCCUUCAGCAAGCGUGUGUGGUCACAGGCCCUUGAUCAGUCAAACCACAGCCAGGCCCCAGGUCUUCACCACGGGCCACUCCUCUGCUUCCUCGAGUGGCCCCACGUGAACACCAGGGGGGACCUCCUUGUCUCUUGGAAGUUAAGGACAGGAGCUGGCAUCUCAACAGAUCUGAGAGGUGCCCAAGUGCCCUCUGAGCUUCAGCCUCUGCGUGUACGACAGGGACAGUCCGUGCUUUGCUGCAAUGAAGGAAAACAAUCGGAAACCACUCCAGCUGCACUGCCUUCUUGGGCUGGGAAGACCGUCUCCACCUGGGCCCGGCGAGAACGGACCAAAUGCCAGCGCAGGAAGGCCUGGUUGACUCCAGUCAAAUUCUCAGCCUCCCAGCGGGGACAUGCUUCCUCGCCCCUCGUCUGUGAGGACACCGGCCUCCCAGCCUCCCGAGCCACAGGCCAGGCGGCUGAAGUCUCUGGAAGAGGGAAAUUGUGGGGACCCCUUGGAGGCCCAGAGGGCUGCCCUGCCUCUGUGCCCACAGACCCUCACCCAGCUCCUUCAGAGGGGGGCCCAGCAUCUGCAAUCAAGACCACCACACAGUGCUACGGAGACUGUUUUCUUCAUGCUGCUGCCUGGCCUUAGUGAGGGACCCCUCCUUCCUCGCAGCCCUGGUGGGGGGGCUCCCCACAGCUGUCUCCCUGUGAAGCUGGGCCGUGAGUUCUCAGGUGCCCGAUCCCGCCUGGAGGUCGGAUGCGGCCAGGAGAGAAGCCAUCUUACAAACCACAGCCCACAGCUCCCCUCCCUGGGCAGGUGGCCGCGACCAUGUUCCAGAACGAGGAGGGUGCAGCUCUGGCGAGGGACGGAGUGGGGAAUAAAGAUUACAGAUGGCUGCUUCAUCCCAUCUCCACUCUCUUCUCGG
Messenger RNA from Molossus molossus (Pallas's mastiff bat), 2231 nucleotides. RefSeq names its product protein tyrosine phosphatase non-receptor type 7 (gene PTPN7). Gene Ontology annotation, molecular function: protein tyrosine phosphatase activity. NCBI's taxonomy places the organism in Eukaryota, Metazoa, Chordata, Mammalia, Chiroptera, Molossidae. The record is from RefSeq and is a predicted model, not a curated record. Gene Ontology annotation, biological process: protein dephosphorylation.